Messenger RNA from Oldenlandia corymbosa var. corymbosa, 2074 nucleotides. The record is from the annotation of a GenBank genome assembly. NCBI's taxonomy places the organism in Eukaryota, Viridiplantae, Streptophyta, Magnoliopsida, Gentianales, Rubiaceae.
ACGUCGUUUCAACAUCUCCAUAAAUGGUUCUUCUUUAAGAACAUACUAUCCGUUACAGGAAAGACAACUCUUCUUUUUUGUCUUUUUUUUUUCUUUAUUUUGGAUUAUUCAAAAUUCAAACAAAAACCUUUGCCACCUGGGAUUUCACUACUUAAACCUCCUUACUCGCUCCUCCCCAAGUUUUCCAUUUAUAUACUUUUUGUUAUUUUCUCAAUCUCACUUCAGUUCUUGAUCUUCUUCUUCCUUUCUCCAUUGAAAAAAAAAAAAAAACAAAUCUCUUGUUUGUUUUAUGAUUUUGAGAAACAACCCAGAUUAAGGAAACAAGUGUUGGGUAUAUAAUGGGUUCUUCAGGAAAGUGGAUUAAAUCAUUGAUUCCCCUCAAAAAGUCUCAACCUUGUGAUCAUGAGAAGGGGAGUGGGAAAAGCAGGAAAUGGAAGCUGUGGAGGACUUCAUCAGGAGGUUUAUCAAUGAUGUCUUCCAAGGGUCUCAAAAAGUCUGGAAGAACGGCGGAAUCUGAGUGUUCUGAAUCUUCUUAUGGUGGCGCUUUUGAAGGCCCAAUGGCCGCCGCGGUGGCUGCUGUUGUCAGGGCUCCACAUAAGGAUUUUGCAUUGCUCAGGCGAGAAUGGGCUGCCACUCGAAUCCAAACCGUGUUUAGAGCUUUUCUGGCAAAACGUGCUUUUAGGGCCUUAAAAGCAGUGGUCAGGCUGCAGGCCAUAUUUCGUGGUAGACGUGUCAGAAAGCAAGCUGCUGUGACAUUAAGGUGUAUGCAAGCAUUAGUCCGAGUUCAAGCUCGAGUUAGAGCUAAUUCCGUUCAAGCUUCUCAAGACAGCCAGACUCUAAAUGGUGGAUACAAUGGCAAAACUGAUCCAAUCAAAGAGGCAGAGAAUGGAUGGUGUGAUAGUCGUGGCACAGUACAUGAAGUAAGAUCCAAGUUGCAAAUGAAGCAAGAGGGUGCUGCCAAAAGGGAAAGGGCAAUUGCAUAUGCUGAUGCUCAACAGCAAUUGAGGCGAAAGGCUAUGCCAAACAAGGGUAAUGCAAACAAGCGAAAUCCAGAACUCAGCUGGUUGGAUAGUUGGAUGGCAACUAAGCCAUGGGAGAGUAGACUGAUGGAAGAAUUCCAGACCAGCUCAUUAGACAUGACUCCAACUUCAUCAAAAUAUGAGCGUGACAGUAUUACUGGGGGAUCACUUUCCAAUUCAUCAGAACAUGGCUCAGUGCAAGUUAGACGAAACAACAUUUCUACCAGAGUUUCUGCACGACCUUCUACUACAGGCAGGCUUGCUCGCGCAUCCUCAGAUCCAAUUUCUGACUCUUUAUAUGAUGAGAGCACGUCGACUUCAUCAUUGUCAACUUCUGAAACUCAGGAUUCAAACAAGACCCCAGUAGAAGGAUACCGUGCGAAAAAGCCUAGCUUCAUGAAAGCUACUGAAUCCAUUAAGGCUAAGCAGAGAGUUCCGGCUUCGCCUUUCCAUCAAUCUCAUAGUACGCAAUGGCGUUCUGUUGAUAGUCCACAGUUUCUCCAGAAACCGAGCUCAUUUUCUGGGAGUUUAAAUAGAAGAAGUGCUGAUACAGACCUUUAUUCAGUCCACUUGUGCAAGGAUCUGUAUCCACCAACUCAUCUCGACAAACAAAGUUCUUCCUGAAGUUAGAUUAAGCGGAAGACAAAGUAAUGAAGUUAGGAGACUCCAUUUGAGGACGAAAAAAGAAGGGAGCAUCAGAUUGGCAGAGAUGCACUAGAACAAGUUCAACAGCUCGUUGUCGCGAUUUUUGGCACGCUUGAAAGAAUUCUUGUUAUAGUUUUUAGUUAUCAAAACUUAGGGCAACAUUAUACAUGAGCAUAGAAUACAUAGGAAAAAUGUACAUUUGGGUGCUUAUUUUCUUGCUGUUUUUCGAGUGUUUUCUUUCUUUGUUUUUAGAUUCAAACAUUGUGAAUGAGACUGCAUUUGUGUUUGGUGUGAGGAUUUAACACCCCUUUGACAGUACUCCUUAGUUCUCUUGCAUUCUUCGUGUCAACCAAAGAAAUGAAAGGUGUGCUUAUGGAUUUGUCUUUGUUGCUGAUUUAUCAAACUGUGAG